Musa acuminata AAA Group (dessert banana) is the source of this 2368-nucleotide messenger RNA. RefSeq names its product cytochrome P450 734A6-like. The coding region runs from base 293 to 2023 and encodes 576 amino acids. Gene Ontology annotation, molecular function: oxidoreductase activity, acting on paired donors, with incorporation or reduction of molecular oxygen; iron ion binding; heme binding. Lineage: Eukaryota; Viridiplantae; Streptophyta; Magnoliopsida; Zingiberales; Musaceae. Gene Ontology annotation, biological process: brassinosteroid metabolic process; brassinosteroid homeostasis. The record is from RefSeq and is a predicted model, not a curated record. The transcript has 4 exons.
UAUCCCUCCUUACCCCUCCCCCCCUCUCUCUCUCUCUCUCUCUCUCCAAAUCAAAACCUAUUCCUCUCCUCAUCCUCAACUCUUUUUGUACUCAACCCACCCAUCUGUGUUGCUAUAAAAGAGGACCAGACCGCAGUUGAGAGGCGCGGCUUCUGUUUCUGUUGUUGUCGUUGUUGUUGUCGUGUCAGCUAGCACUGCUGCUGCUGCUGCUGCUGCUGCUGCCAGCCACUGGAGCGCUUCUAGGAAACCGAGGUGGGAGGAGGAGGAGGAGGAACAGGGAAGAUAAGAGAGCAUGAGCUAUACGGUGGUGGGGUGGUCAUGGAGGUGGUGCUUGUCCCUGGGCAUCAUAGGGGCUUGCAUGUUCGUGGCGCUCAAGGUGUUGGACUUCCUGUGGUGGCGGCCGAAGAGGCUGGAGGAGCACUUCGCAAGGCAGGGCAUAAGAGGCCCCCCCUACCGCUUCUUCGUCGGCUGCGUCAAGGAGAUGGUCGGCCUGAUGCUGGACGCUUCCUCCAAGCCAAUGAUGCCUCAGACCUCUCACAACAUCCUCCCAAGAGUCCUCUCCUUCUAUCACCAUUGGAAGAAGAUCUACGGCUCCACAUUCCUGCUGUGGUUCGGCCCUACCCCGCGCCUCACUGUCGCAGACCCCGACCUCAUCAGGGAGAUCUUCUUGUCGCGGUCCGACGUCUUCGAGCGCUACGAGUCCCACCCGCUGGUCCGGCAGCUCGAAGGCGAGGGGCUGGUGAGCCUCCGAGGCGAGAAAUGGGCUCAUCACAGGAAGGUCCUCACCCCCACCUUCCACAUGGGGAACCUCAAGCUCCUGAUACCUUUCAUCGGGAAGACGGUUCUGGAUAUGGUGGAGAAGCUGCCGACCUCCGGCGACGAGGUGGAGAUCGACGUGUCGGAGUGGUUCCAGACGGUGACCGAGGACGCCAUCACCCGGACAGCAUUCGGCCGGAGCUACGACGACGGCAAGGCCGUCUUCCAGCUGCAGGCCCAGCAGAUGGUCUUCGCGGCCGAGGCCUUCCGCAAGGUGUUCAUCCCCGGCUACAGGUAUCAGUCUCUGCUCGUGUCAUGCUCUGCUACUGCCCUCCGUGGACGUUUGACUAACGUUGGAUCUCAUAGGUUCCUGCCGACGAAGAAGAACACGAACUCGUGGAAGUUGGAGAAGGAGAUCAAGAGGAGCCUGAUCAGGCUCAUCGGCCGGCGGAAGGAGCGGCUGGGGGAGGAGGGGAAGCCCGACGGCAGCGUGAAGGACCUGCUGGGCCUGAUGAUCGACGCGAGCGCGUCGAAGCAGGGCGCGGUGCAGGCGGCGUCGCCGAAGCCUGUUUCGUCACCGCCGUCGACGAUCACCGUCCGGGACAUCGUGGAGGAGUGCAAGACCUUCUUCUUCGCGGGAAAGCAGACCACCUCCAACCUGUUGACGUGGACGACGGUGCUCCUGGCCAUGCACCCGGAGUGGCAGGAGCGCGCGCGGGCGGAGGUCCUCCGCGUGUGCGGUGCACGUGAUCUCCCUACCCGCGAUCACCUCGCCAAGCUCAAGACGCUGGGGAUGAUACUGAACGAGACGCUGCGGCUGUACCCGCCGGCGGUGGCGACGAUCCGACGGGCGAAGGCGGAGGUGGAGCUGGGCGGGUACCACAUCCCCCGGGGGACGGAGCUGCUGAUCCCCAUCAUGGCCGUCCAUCACGACGCACGGCUGUGGGGCCCGGACGUGACCCAGUUCAAUCCGGCCCGGUUCGCCGACGGCGCCAGCCGCGCCGCCCGCCACCCCACCGCAUUCAUCCCCUUCGGCCUGGGCCCUCGGAUGUGCAUCGGCCAGAACCUGGCCCUCCUCGAGGCCAAGCUCACCGUCGCCGUCCUCCUCCAGCGCUUCGCCUUCCGCCUCUCCCCUUCCUACGUCCACGCCCCAACCGUCCUCAUGCUCCUCUACCCCCAGUACGGCGCCCCCAUCCUUUUCCGCCCCCUACCUCUGCCGUCCGAUCCCUCAACGACGGCCACGACUCACACCCAAAGCCUCUCGUGACAGACUGCUUCCUCCCUCCAUCAUCUUCUUCUAUUACUGUCAUGACUUUGACCCUCUUGGUAUCAUCAUACACGUUGACCAAACCACCCUGUAAGCUUGUGCCUCGACUAUGUGACCAGUGACCACCACCACUACUAACUUGGCCGUCCUCUGCAAUGUAAAAGCUCGGGAUACCCUUAACACUGCACCUCUUUAGGUGUCAAUGAAGCGAAACCAGUCUUCCUCUCUCCUUUUUCUCCUCUUCUUUUUUUUUUGGUCUACAUCUCCACCAUUGCUUUGGUGCUUGUACUACUACUGUAUUAUACCCCUCCUUCCAGCUUUUGCAAUACACGAUUUGUUUAUCCU